AAACAAAAACAAAGUUUAUCUUGAAGAGUAAAGUUUGAUUAAAAGAGUUUUAUUUUAUACAAUUUAUGUAGAAUAGUUAACUAUUGUCCUUCCUAAUAAAUUAUAUGGUGUGCUCAAGAUAGCGCAAUGAACUCGAAACUUAUAUGCCGAGUGUGUGCAAAUGUUUGCCCAGCGGGAGCAGAAUUGCAAAAGUUCGAAUCCGUUUCCGGCAUUUACUUCCGACUGACUGAUCUGCAGCCAUUGGAGGAGAUUUUACCGGACCGGACAUGCCGAGACUGCUACGACAAAUUGGUUCUAUUCGAUGGCUUUCGCACUAUGUGUUUGGAAGCGUACGAGCAACUCAGCAAGAAGGACGUUUCGGAAGCCGUCGAACUGAAUGAUAUAAAAAAUGAGAUUAAGAAAGAAGUAUCCCAUGAAACGGAAUCGAACGCGCCAAACUUUACGGAUGUGCUGGAAGUCAAAAUGGAGACGUUGGACAAUCCAAUCGAAUCGGCCGGAGAAAGUGAAUCAUCUGGCAACGACGAUGACGACGUCGACGACGAUGAUGAUGAUGAUUAUUUCGACGAACAAGAAGCGCAGCCUAAGAAAACUAGAGGCAGGAAACCUGGUCCUCAGUCAAAGGAAAAGAAGUCCAAAGACUCGAAGAACAAUAAGAUUCAUUGCGAUCAAUGCGAAAAGUUCUUCUACAAUGCGGAACGGCACCAGGCGCAUAUGCGAGUGCACCAGGGACUCAAACCGGCCACCUGCGAAAUAUGCAACAGGGAGUUUGCCAAGUUUACCUACCUGAAGGUGCACAUGGGCAUGAUGCAUUCGGAGGACAAGCAAAAGGUCAUGUGCGACGUACCGGAAUGCGGGCGGUCAUUUGCCACCCUGGCUGGCAUGGUAGCGCACAAGAACGUGAAACACCUGGGGAAAGUGGUUCCCAAACAGGAGCAUGUGUGCGAAUACUGCGGCAAGGUGUUUGCUAGUACUUCGAUGUUGAAAUUGCAUCGGGAUAAGCACCACGAGGGUAUCAGGAAGCACACGUGUACCGUUUGCGGCAAAUCGCACGACAGUCGGCACAAGCUGAAGUUCCACAUGCUGCGCCAUGAGGGAAUAAAGCAGUACACUUGUCAUAUAUGCGGGGCUAAGAAAACUACUCCCACGGAGCUGAAAAUUCAUAUAAAUCGUCACACCCGCGAAAAGAAGUAUCCGUGUGGACAGUGCGAGGCCGUGUUCCUCAGUACAGGAAACAAAAGCCGCCACGUGCGACUAGUGCAUCAGGGUAUCAAAAACUUCAAGUGUACCUACUGUGAUCGGGCCUUUGGCAAGGCGGAAACUCUUAAACAUCACGUAAUGAUUCACACUGGCGAGAAACCGCAUGAGUGCCAAUUGUGUGGCAAACGGUUUAUCCAACAGGUGGCGCUGCAAACGCAUAUGAAAACGCACAAUAAACAAUCGCGCACAGCGGCGGGCGAUUCCUAAAUAAGAUGAGUACCAAAAACUUGGGAAACGAA
Molecule: messenger RNA, 1496 nt
Organism: Aedes albopictus (Asian tiger mosquito)
Lineage: Eukaryota; Metazoa; Arthropoda; Insecta; Diptera; Culicidae
Product: gastrula zinc finger protein XlCGF57.1-like
Exons: 6
Coding region: 127-1464 (445 amino acids)
Cellular component (GO): nucleus
Molecular function (GO): zinc ion binding
Source: RefSeq, a predicted model, not a curated record